Messenger RNA from Enterobius vermicularis (human pinworm), 711 nucleotides. The record is from the annotation of a GenBank genome assembly. NCBI's taxonomy places the organism in Eukaryota, Metazoa, Nematoda, Chromadorea, Rhabditida, Oxyuridae.
AUGGAAAAGUUGAAGAUAUUGUGCCUUCAUGGUUAUCGACAGAACGCGGAUUUUUUUCGGGAGAAGACCGGAGGACUGCGAAAACUGCUUAAAAAAUAUGCAGUUUUCGAUUUUGUUUCCGCCCCUCACAUUCCUGCUGCGAUUGAUGAUGCAAACACUUCAGUUGAUGACAAUAGAGGAGAAGCGCGUGGCUGGUGGUUUUCCAAACCAGAUAACCAAUUUAGUUCAAAAGAUGUCACUGAUAUAGACACAGGUUUUGAAGAAUCAGUGGAAAAAAUAGUGAAGUUUGCUGCGGAAGAGGUUAUUUCUUACUUUCCAGGUUUUACCGGUCCUUAUGAUGGCUUGUUAGCUUUCAGUCAGGGUGCAGCUUUCGCUGUUUUACUUGCAGCCUUGAGAGCUAGAAAAGAAAUCAACAUGGAGUUCCGUUUUAUGAUUCUUUUUUCUGGGUUCCCUAGUCUUUCUACCAAACACUCUGAGUUGAUGGAAACUCAUCUAGGCGACAUUUACUGCCUCCAUGUUUUUGGCGAGAACGAUAAGGUGGUGGAUUUCCAGGUUAGUGAGAAACUGGUUGGAAUGUUUGACUGCGAUAAGUGUGAGGUUAUUGUUCAUAAAGGCGGACACCUUGUUCCAGCACUGAGUGCUCAUAAACAGGCAGUUACUAAUUUCAUACAAAAAAUGUUUGAGUUGACUUUUCCAGGAUCGUCAGCUUGA